Messenger RNA from Glycine soja, 1923 nucleotides. RefSeq lists its product as uncharacterized. Bases 33 to 1625 code for a protein of 530 amino acids. NCBI's taxonomy places the organism in Eukaryota, Viridiplantae, Streptophyta, Magnoliopsida, Fabales, Fabaceae. The transcript has a single exon. The record is from RefSeq and is a predicted model, not a curated record.
ACUCAACACUCCACAUUAAUCCACAACACACUAUGGAUGUUUGGUCAUGGAUAUGUGAGCUCCCCAACUCGGUGGAGGGGACCGAGUCCCACUCGCCACCCAUGAAGUUCGAACUCGCGAGUGAGAAGAACGACGACAAGCUGGACAACUCAACUCGUUCCAUUCACCUGAAAGCUGAGCGAACCUCCGGCUCAGACUCGGAAGCUGCGGUGAUCUUCACCGUAUGCUUGCAAGGCUUUCACCCACACAACGCUCACAAGCCUCUAUGGGUCUCCGAAAAGUGCCACCUCUCAUCAGAAAAGCCGUUCCUCCCUCUCCUCCUCCAACUCCUCCAGGAAAUCAUAUCCCACUCCCCCACGGCGCACGAUAGCACCUGCCCCCGUUCCCAGCUCCAGAAACUAAAACCCGACCCCAUCGCAUGGAUCAUGGACUCGCACACACCCGAGUCCCUCUCCACCUUCUUCAACCUCGUCUUCACCAUGCGCCUCUUCUGGCUCUGCGCCUUCCACGCUCCCCCCGAAGCCGGCUCCCUCUACUUCCACUCCCUCCUCGCCCCCGUUCUCCAAACGGCGUCGUCCAAACUGGCAUCCUCCGUCCUCCGAACUUUCUUCAUCACCGUCGGCGUCGACACCGAACUCUGCUUCAUGCGCACCCUCGGUUACAUCAUUACAAAACUUCACUUGAUCAAAGAACUCGACGUUGGAUUAUUAGGCUUAAAAACGCUUUUGCCUUCUCCAAAAUUCUCUUACGCCAACGAGGCUCACGGUCUUUGGAUUCUCAAAGGUUACGCGCCAGUCAUGACCAUGAAACUGGCGCGAACCAACACAGUUCAAAAAACUCAAUUCUCUGGCAUCGAUGCCAAGGAGUCGAUUCUCCGUUACUCACUCGCGCACCACCAACUUGAGGCACACGUGCAGCUAGACUACACCGUUGGGUUUUACGAUGGUUUCAUUCAGGUUCGUGCACGUGUCGAUAAUAUACGCCUCCACCUCGCGAGGUUAGGUUUCAGCCAAAACGACGACGUGGAUGAUUUCGUUGAGGAGAAGCACUUUCCGUCACGGGUUCGGGUUUGGGUGGGCCCGGAGAUAGGAUCCACUUAUUGCGCUGGGCUGAGCUUGGGCCGGUCCACUGAGAACAAAGAGUGCGAAGUGGAAACAAAGAGGAUUGUGGAGGGCAAUUUCGAGAAGUCGCAGGGUUCUAACGUGAAAGCGUUAGCCAAGUCGUCGAGGAGGACGCGGAGUAGGAGUUGGAGAAUGGACCAAGACGCGGAAGGGAACGCGGCGAUAUUCGACGUCGUUUUGCAUGAUAACACUACGGGCCAGGAAGUGGGCUCGUGGAGGCCCAAGGGUGAUGACCCGGCUCAUGGGCUGAGAGGGCGCUAUGUGAGGGCAAAUAGAGCGUUUAAUAAAAGCGGAUCGGUGGUUAUUGCUGGGGAUGAAUAUGGGGAGGAAGUAGGGUGGAGGCUUAGCAAAGAGAUGGAAGGGAGUGUGUUGAAGUGGAGAAUAGGGGGAGAGUUUUGGGUUAGCUAUUUGCCCAACCAAGCAAAGGGUUCUUAUUUUGAAACUAGGUACAUCGAGUGGUGUGAUGAAGUUGACUUGCCUCUUAUUCAUGGAAAAACAACCUAAGCAACCAUGCAAUCAUAUCAUACUUUAAACCCUUCUCACCUAAUUAUAACCACCAAAAGAGGACGCACAAGUUUGUGUAAAAAUGCAUCUAGUACUAAACUUAGCCACUAGCUAGUAAGGUUAGUAUAUAUAUAUAUAUGGCACUGCAGUUUAAGUGCUAUAUAUCAAUAUAUGUACAAUAGCCAUUACUAAGCAAAUGCUUUAUCUGUAGUGUCUGGUUUCAUAUACAAUUCCUAAGUUAUAAAAUGUCAAAUAAAUGAAUAAAGCAAUAAUAUAUAACUCUUGUUUAAACUUUUAA